This is a messenger RNA of Scaptodrosophila lebanonensis, 477 nucleotides long. RefSeq names its product major prion protein 1-like. Bases 66 to 368 code for a protein of 100 amino acids. Lineage: Eukaryota; Metazoa; Arthropoda; Insecta; Diptera; Drosophilidae. The record is from RefSeq and is a predicted model, not a curated record. The transcript has a single exon.
UUCCGAGCUUUGCACAAUUCACAGAAUUUAUUAAUAACAACAAGGAGAAGAUCAAUAAUUCGAAGAUGCGUUUAACACUUUUGGCAAUCAUCGGCGUCCUCUGCCUGGCUUACAGCUAUGCGACCCCUGUGGAUGACAGCGUUGACAACGACUUCGUCGGAUUGUUGGACGUUGACACCGAUACUCAAGGACAUGCAAAUGAAGGACCUCGGGAGGCACGUCAAUGGGGAGGUGGCUACGGAGGCGGCUGGGGCCGUGGAGGAGGCUGGGGUCGCGGCGGCGGCGGCUGGGGCCGUGGAGGAGGCUGGGGUCGCGGCGGCGGCGGCUGGGGCCGUGGAGGCGGUUGGGGCCGUGGAGGCGGUUGGUAAAACUCCAACAAGAACCUCCAUUGCACGCUAGUCCAUUUGUAAAGGUCCUCCUUUCAGUUGUUUGUAAUUUAUGUGCGCGUGUAAAUAAAGAGCAUUUUGUGAAAACUAA